AGUCGACAUCAUUGGUGGUCUAACAUAGAUGCGAACUGCUGAAGCUCGGCAUAGAACGAGAAUUUGAUGAGAGAGGCGUGCUCACAGUUGCAUCCAUGACGGACGACUGGGCCGGUGCGAUGGGCUUCUUCGUGGGGAUGCUAGCACGGCUGAUCUGCGAGAUCCCCGGCGGCGGGGCCCGGAGGUUGGGGCCUGCUGCUCGUGGCGGCGCAUGCUGGCUGGAAGACGCGAGGCGUGCUGGGGUGGCGACGGGUAUGAUUUAAGCGAGACACCAGUCGAGAAACACAAAGUAACAUUGGCGGCACGGCGAUAGUUACAUCAAAGAUCUCCUUCUGAGCUCCAUGCAAGGAUAGUUAAAAAAAAUGAAACAUUUUCUCUUGCGAAUAAAUACUAAUAAAAUAAUACACACCCAUUCACUGCCUCAGGGGGGCCACCGCUCAGCUAUACUGCGGCCUCUCAAGCUCCUGUGCCGGCUUCCUCUGCUCCACUCCACUGCCAUCCGCCGUGACAAGAAAGCAGAGCAGCUGCGGCGCCGGCCGGCCAGCUCCGUCUCCGCGAUUCCUUCCAUGGACGGCCGGGCGGCGGCGAUGGUGCCGCGGGUGGAGGUGCUCGCCGCCGGCCGCGCGCGGCUGGAGGCCGUGAACGCGCUGCAGCACGAGUCCUGGGAGGCCCGCGACGUUCUCCUCCAGUGCCGCCUCCUCAAGGCGGAUGAGAGCAGGAGGAUGUGGGAGGCCAACUGCAUGCCCUCCGGCGAUGACCACCGGAUGUUCGCCGAACCCCUAAAGAGUGAAAAUGAGGAUUUAAAAGAUUUUAUACAAUUCUUGGAGCUGGAGAACGAGGAGCUUAAGAUAAGAGUGAAGGAAGUUGAAGGUGGCGCAGGGCACUGCCUAAACGCCGCAGGCCAUGAGCACAUUGCAGGAGAUCUAGAAGCAGCGCUAAGACGAUUGAACCAAGCUCAUGAGGCACUGAUUGCAGAGAAGGAUGAGGAAUUUUCUGCACUGAUUGCAGAAAAGGAUAAGGAAAUUUCAGCACUGGUUGCAGAGAAGGAUAAGGAAUUUUCUGCACUGAUUGCAGAAAAGGACCUCACGCGAGAGCAGUUUACGACACUGGAGCGGGACUAUGCUGACCUUCGUAGCUACAGCAGUAAACAGGCAGCACAAGUUACUGAAGCAAAGCAAAAGCUUGAGCAGCUGCAAGUGGCAUCCCAAAAGAAGGAUGAUGAGAGUCGCAAACCGCGAGCACGAGCAACAGCAGUUGAAGCCAAAAGGAAGGUGCUUCCUGAGGAUAAGCGACAGGAGAUGACCUGUAUGCCCAAGGAGACAGAUGGGCAAAUUCAAAAAUGCAAAGAUGGGCAGCCUGAGACUAGUGAAAAGUGCAACAAGGAUACGAGUGAGACACACACAAAAAAUUGUUCACAAGGCCCUGCUUUAAGGGGGGAAGAAAUGAAAUUUUGUUCUUCUAAGCAAAUGCUAGCAAAAGAUGGGCAACCUCAGACUAGCCUGAAGCGCAAGUGCGUCACUUCCUCCUUACCAGAUGAUAAUGAGCAGAAUGCAAAUGAUGAGGAAAAGAGUAAUCAGGUUCUAGAGCCUCUCAAGAAGAAGAGGGUACCAGAGAAAGGGGAAGUGGAGCAAGAUGACAGUAAGGUCAAACUCGCCAACGGUGAAAGCAAUCGGCCUGCCCAGCAGUCGAUGAGCGACGUGCUCCUCAACAUCCGUGCCGUGAAGGAUAGUUUGAGGGACAAACCUGGCAAGUUUGAGGAGUCGAUGAUAAACGCCGCGAUCCUCUACGUCCAUGCCGUGAAGGAUAGUUUCAGGGACAAACCUGACAAGUUUGGGGAGUUCUUGGCGCUCCUGCGCGGAGUCUAUAGCAAGAGGAUCGAUGCUCGAGCCUUCGCCAGCGCCUUGAAGGUCCUGUUCGACGGGCGCCCUGAACUCAUCCUUCAGUUCAAUGCGUUCAUGACAUCGUAGUUCAAUACCAGACCGAGCUCAGGAAAGACGACAGGGCUGGUUUGGUUUAAUGAAAUGUGGCCAUCGAUCCCGGCUAGCUAGGAGCAGAUGAACUGAUAACUGCUGCCACUUUUUUGUAGACUGAUGAAGUUCCAGUGCUCCAUUUUGCUGGUCUUGCCGUGUGUGAAUUGGUUUCUGGAAGCUGAAGAAGUAACGUGUAAAUUAUCUAUUAGGACUCUCUGCCUAUUUUUCCCUGUUUUUUUUUAACAUAAAAAUGAGGCUGCUUUUGAAGUGUUGGUGCCUGGCUAGGCACCGGUGCCGGAUGGCUCGGAAGGGGAAAAGCAGGACAUGGAGUAGGCAACAGAGCAGGUAUUUUGGCGGUUUUAUUUGAUGCACCACUGUACUGUAUAUUUCUUUCUUUCUUUCAGAGGCCAUAUAGUAUAGGCCACAGAAAAAAAAAGAAGAAAAGAUGGCAUAGGAUUAGCAUCUAUCAAACGUAUAAUGCAGUCGGUGAGUUACUUAACAAGUGGACCUGAGCAAGGCCUAGGCCUAAGUAAAACCCGGCGAUGAAUUGAAAUUUGUAGUUGUUAUUUUGGAGGGGCUGGACACUUGGUUCUUCAUGGUUGCGGCGCCCGCAAAAUGGUAAAAAGGAACUCAUGAAAAUCUCAGAUUCUUGCCUAGUUGAGCAGUGAAUCACAUGAUCAGUUAAUGUACACAAAACAUAUCAUGGUACAUAACCGAUUUCUUGCAUUGUUACUCAAGCAUUAAACAUAGUAUGGUCGCGUGUGUCAAUAUGACCGACUCAGAAAAACUAUGGGAAAAUUCUCUUCUGCCAGCCCACUGUUCUGGUAUGGCUGAGCAUGACUUCAUUUUGCUGAGCUUCCGUAAUUCUUUUCAUUAGUGUUUUCUGAUGAUCGUUUCGACUAGUUCCAUCUGGUGAUCGCCAGCAUUGUAAUAUGGGUCUUCAAUUUUUUUUAGCAAGAGGCUCGUGUCACGUUCCAAUUUUUUUUAAAGGAAACGAAAGUAUUGUACUCCCUCUGUAAAGAAA
This is a messenger RNA of Triticum aestivum (bread wheat), 2994 nucleotides long. RefSeq lists its product as uncharacterized. Lineage: Eukaryota; Viridiplantae; Streptophyta; Magnoliopsida; Poales; Poaceae. The transcript has 7 exons. Bases 363 to 1967 code for a protein of 534 amino acids. The record is from RefSeq and is a predicted model, not a curated record. Gene Ontology annotation, biological process: regulation of DNA-templated transcription.